This is a messenger RNA of Trypanosoma cruzi, 627 nucleotides long. Its product is annotated as mucin TcMUCII, putative. The coding region runs from base 1 to 627 and encodes 208 amino acids. The record is from RefSeq and is a predicted model, not a curated record. The transcript has a single exon. Lineage: Eukaryota; Euglenozoa; Kinetoplastea; Trypanosomatida; Trypanosomatidae.
AUGAUGACGACGUGCCGUCUGCUGUGCGCCCUGUUGGUGCUCGCCCUGUGCUGCUGCCCGUCCGUGCGUGCGACAGAGGCUAAUGAAAUUAAAGGUGGUGGAGCUCAUAACCUCAGUCCAGCGAAGCCUAAGCCAGAGGUAACAAAUCCGGUUGAGCAACCGCCUAGUAAAACUCCUAUUUCGCCAAAGAUAGACGCUGAAGAGAGAGAGACGGAAUCGGGAGAAAAUAAGGCGCUCCAGACGCUACAGACAACGGAUAAAAUAAAAGAAAAGGCAGAGUCACAAAGUAAUCUCAACCAGGCAAGGGAUCAGGAAAAAGAUGGGAAAUCCACUAAUGAAGAGUCGGAUCGUGAUGAGACCGAUAAGGCAAAUGGACAAAAACAAAAAUCAAAUGCAAUAAAUACGACAACCACAACGACAACUACGACAAAGGCACCAACUACGACGACCACGACCACCACUGCGCCACAUGCACCAAGCACUACAAAUACAGAGGCGCCAACCGCGACGACCACCCUCGCACCGUCACAUAUUCGCGAAAUCGACGGCAGCCUCAGCGGCUCUGCGUGGGUGUGUGCCCCGCUGCUGCUUGCCGUAUCCGCGCUGGCGUACACCGCUGUGGGCUGA